CCAGCCAGCCCCGCCCCGCUGCCGUGACGUCACUUCCGCCUCGUGUGGCCCGCUCUUCCGGGCGCCGCACACUGCUUCCGUCUCCGCGUUUCCACGGCGACGCGGCGCCCCGGCUUUCUCCGGUCCUGUUGGUUCAGUGGGACCCGUUGGCAUCCAGAGAUGUCAACCCCACCGCUGGCCGGGGCGGGGAUGCCUCCCGGUGCAUUCUCAGGAACGCAGGCUCAGGCAGCUAGGGAGGUCAAUACAGCAUCUCUGUGCCGUAUCGGCCAGGAGACCGUGCAGGACAUUGUGUUUCGAACCAUGGAAAUCUUCCAGUUACUGAGGAACAUGCAGCAACUUAUUCCAUAUGUUGAAGAAGAUGGCUCCAAGCAUGAUGAUCGUGGUGCUGCUAGUCAGCUUCGUUUUGCUAGUGAAGAGAGAAGGGAAAUCAUGGAAGUAAAUAAGAAACUGAAACUGAAGAAUCAGCAACUGAAGCAGAUCAUGGAUCAGUUACGGAAUCUCAUUUGGGACAUAAAUGCCAUGUUGGCAAUGAGGAACUGAACAAGGAAAAUCGAACUCCAUAACAGAAAAUAUACAAAUAUGUUCGAGUAUGCUUCAUUUUAAGAAUAAAUAUUUUUUCCUACAGCUAUAUGGAAGCAGUAACUUCAAGUUCAAAAUGGGUUUUUUGUGUGUGUGUGAUGACUUAUAUGGUGUUGGCUUUGUUUUCAUAAGAGUCAUCCUGCAGAUUGUACCUGAACAAUUUGCUUAGGUUGAUUAUAAUACAUUUUGGAACUUAGAGUAAUUUGAAUUGCUAUGCAAAUUAGAUCUGUGUAAAAUAAGCAUUUCUGGAUUUUUUUAAUAAUACAUUAAAAUACAUUUUAAAUAUAUAA
Messenger RNA from Tympanuchus pallidicinctus (lesser prairie-chicken), 869 nucleotides. RefSeq names its product mediator complex subunit 30 (gene MED30). Gene Ontology annotation, biological process: positive regulation of DNA-templated transcription. Bases 160 to 540 code for a protein of 126 amino acids. The transcript is spliced from 4 exons. Gene Ontology annotation, cellular component: mediator complex. Lineage: Eukaryota; Metazoa; Chordata; Aves; Galliformes; Phasianidae. The record is from RefSeq and is a predicted model, not a curated record. Gene Ontology annotation, molecular function: transcription coregulator activity.